AAAUCAUUUACCCAUACAAAAGUAUAGGCGAUAGAAAUUUUAUCCUGGCGCUAUAGACACAGUACCAUAAGGGAAAGAUGAAAAAGAUUAACCAAGCACAAAAUAGCAAGCACUCACGCCUAUACCUUCUGCAUAAUGAAACAGUUUCGCAAAGAGAACUAAAGCCAAAUUCCCCGAAGCCAGACGAAAACUAAAACCAAAUUCCCCAAAAACAGCUAAAAGAGCACACCCGUCUAUGUAGCAAAAUAGUGGGAAGAUUUAUGGGUAGAGGUGACAAGCCUACCAAGCCUGGUGAUAGCUGGUUAUCCAAGAUAGAAUCUUAGUUCAACCUUAAGUUUACCUACAGAAUCACUUAAUUCCCCCAUAAGCUUAAUUGUUAGUCUAAAGAGGGACAGCUCUUUAGACACUAGGAAAAAACCUUAUAUAGAGAGUAAAAAAACCCAGUUCCCAUAGUUGGCCCAAAAGCAGCCAUCAAUUAAGAAAGUGUUCAAGCUCAACAUAAUUAUCUUAAAAAGUCUCAAACAUUCUACUGAACUCCUCACAUCACAUUGGAUUAAUCUAUUAUUUCAUAGAAGUGAUAAUGCUAAUAUAAGUAACAUGAAUAUUUUCUCCACUGCAUAAGCCUACAUCCGACUGAAAAACUUCACUGAUACUUAACAGCCUAAUAUCAAUAAAUACAAACAAAGUCAAUAUUAUUCAUACUGUUAACCCAACACAGGCAUGCUUUUAAGGAAAGGUUAAAAAAAGUAAAAGGAACUCGGCAAACUUAACCCCGCCUAUUUACCAAAAACAUCACCUCUAGCAUUACCAGUAUUAGAGGCACCGCCUGCCCAGUGACACAUGUUUAACGGCCGCGGUACCCUGACUGUGCAAAGGUAGCAUAAUCACUUGUUCCUUAAAUAGGGACUCGCAUGAAUGGCACCACGAGGGUUCAACUGUCUCUUACUUUCAACCAGUGAAAUUGACCUGCCCGUGAAGAGGCGAGCAUAAAAUAGUAAGACGAGAAGACCCUAUGGAGCUUUAAUUUACUAACGCAAUCAAAAUCAUAUAAAUCUGCAGACUUUAAACUACUACACCUGCAUUAAAAAUUUUGGUCGGGGUGACCUUGGAGCAUAACUAAACCUCCGAACAACCUAUGCUAAGGCUACACAAGCCAAAGCGAGUCAACAUCCAUAAUUGAUCCAAUAACUUGACCAACGGAACAAGUUACCCUAGGGAUAACAGUGCAAUCCUAUUCUAGAGUCCAUAUCAACAAUAGGGUUUACAACCUCGAUGUUGGAUUAGGACAUCCUAAUGGUGCAGCAGCUAUCAAGGGUUCUUUUGUUCAACAAUUAAAGUCCUACGUGAUCUGCGUUCAGACCAGAGCAAUCCAGGUUGGUUUCUA
Macaca mulatta (Rhesus monkey) is the source of this 1384-nucleotide messenger RNA. Its product is annotated as MTRNR2-like. Lineage: Eukaryota; Metazoa; Chordata; Mammalia; Primates; Cercopithecidae. Gene Ontology annotation, biological process: negative regulation of execution phase of apoptosis. Gene Ontology annotation, molecular function: receptor antagonist activity. The record is from RefSeq and is marked inferred.